Molecule: messenger RNA, 4094 nt
Organism: Cebus imitator (Panamanian white-faced capuchin)
Lineage: Eukaryota; Metazoa; Chordata; Mammalia; Primates; Cebidae
Gene: ODF2L
Product: outer dense fiber of sperm tails 2 like
Exons: 17
Coding region: 265-2202 (645 amino acids)
Biological process (GO): negative regulation of cilium assembly
Cellular component (GO): centrosome; ciliary basal body
Source: RefSeq, a predicted model, not a curated record
UGACGGGAGGGGGCGGGCCGCCGUUGCCAGAGAAGCCGCUAGCCGGUUACUAGCUGCGCUUUUGUUCCACUUGCAGGGACUCUUCCGCGGCAAGCCUGUCUAGGAAUUCGCCUGCUUCUCACCUCGCGUCCCUUGCCUGCCUUCCUAGUGUACCCACUGUAGUGCCCCUUGCGUCUCGCUCCCUCCUAGCCGACCCAGAGCACAGCUUUCAGCUUAUAUGGAGAAGUUGCUGUGAAGCCACCUAUAAAUCCAUUUACUGAAUUUAUGGAGAAGCCUAUAAAUGAUGGAAGUCAUUCAGAAGAACUCUUUUCACAUCUUAAAACUAUGUCAGAGAAAGAAGAUUUACCGCGGUGUACCAGUGAAAGUCAUCUCAGCUGCCUGAAGCAGGACAUCCUAAAUGAAAAGACUGAACUGGAAGCAACACUUAAGGAAGCAGAGUUGGUAACUCAUUCUGUAGAGUUACUUUUGCCAUUAUUUAAGGACACCAUUGAAGAGAUUAAUUUUGAAAAUGCCAAUCUUUCUGCAUUGAAUUUGAAGAAGAUUUCUGAACAGAAGGAAAUAUUAACAAAAGAAUUAGAUACCUUCAAAAAUGUAAAACUAGCUUUAGAACAUCUUCUUAGAAAGAGAGACUACAAACAAACAGGAAACAAUUUACCCAGCAUGUCGCUAGAAAAUCUAACUGAUAAUGAAAGUGAAAAUGCUAAUCUUAAGAAGAAGGUAUUUGAAAAGGAGGCCCAUAUCCAAGAACUUUCUUGUUUGUUUCAGAAUGAAAAGGCAAAUACUUUGAAAGCAAACCGUUUUUCUCAAUCAGUAAAAGUAGUACAUGAACGACUACAGUUCCAAAUCCAUAAAAAGGAAGCCGAGAAUGAUAAGUUGAAAGAAUAUGUGAAGAGCUUAGAAACCAAGAUAGCCAAGUGGAACCUGCAACUGAGAAUGAAUAAGAAUGAGGCUGUAGUGAUGAAAGAAGAAAACAGGCAAAAAACUGUAGCUUUAAAAAAGGCAUCUAAAGUUUACAAACAAAGGCUUGACCAUUUUACAGGAGCUAUUGAAAAGCUUACUUCCCAAAUUAGAGAUCAGGAAGUCAAGUUGUCUGAAACAAUUUCAGCUUCCAAUGCCUGGAAAAGUCAUUAUGAGAAAAUUGUAAUAGAAAAAACUGAAUUGGAAGUACAGAUUGAAACCAUGAAAAAGCAAAUCAUUAAUCUUUUGGAAGAUUUGAAGAAAAUGGAAGACCAUGGAAAAAAUUCAUGUGAAGAAAUUCUUAGAAAAAUUCACUCAAUUGAAUAUGAAAAUGAAACUCUGAAUCUUCAGAAUACAAAAUUAAAGACUACACUUGCUUCUUUGAAGGAUGAAGUUGUUUCUGUUGAAAAUGAACUACUAGAAUUGCAAGAAGUAGAAAAAAACCAGAAAACCCUUAUUGAAAUGUAUAAAACUCAGGUACAAAAGUUGCAAGAAACAGCUGAAAUAGUAAAAAACAGAUGUGAAAAUUUGCUACGUAAAAAUAACCAAAUAACAAAAACCAAAAAUAAAAAUGUAGAGAAGAUGAGAGGCCAGAUGGAGUCUCAUCUGAAGGAGUUAGAGCAUGUCGGCGAUUCCUUGACGGCGGCCAAAAGGAGGCUUCACGAUUGUCAGGAGAGUCUGCAGUGCUGCAAGGGGAAAUGUGCAGACCAGGAACACACCAUUAGGGAGCUUCAGGGCCAGGUUGAUGGAAAUCACAAUCUUCUGAUGAAGCUUUCUCUGGAAGAGGAAAACUAUCUUAUUCAGCUGAAGUGUGAAAACCUCCAACAAAAAUUAGAACAGAUGGAUGCAGAAAAUAAAGAGCUUGAGAAGAAGCUGGCAAACCAAGAAGAAUGUCUUAAGCACAGCCAUCUUAAGUUUAAAGAGAAAUCUGCAGAAUAUACAGCAUUGGCCAGACAACUGGAAGCUGCUUUAGAAGAAGGAAGACAAAAGGUUGCUGAAGAAAUAGAGAAAAUGUCAUCUAGAGAGAGGGCUUUACAAAUUAAAAUAGUAGAUCUGGAAAAUGAGCUUAGAAAGAAAAAUGAAGAACAAAAUCAACUUGUUUGCAAAAUGAACAGUAGAGCACAACAUCAGGAAGUGUGUUUGAAAGAAAUACAAAAUAGUCUUGAGAAGUCAGAAAAUCAAAAUGAGAGUAUUAAGAAUUAUUUACAGUUUCUUAAAACUUCUUAUGUAACAAUGUUUGAAUAAAUUGUCAAAUUUAUUUUCUUUAAGUAGAUUUUUAUUGAGUCUAAAAUGUGAUUAGGUAAAAAAAUAUAUAUACUACCAGUUUUUAUAUUUUAUGAUUUAUGGGUGAUGGAAUUAGAGUUUUUAUGUAAAGAUUUUUGAAACAUAAUUUAUCUAACUGAAACAUUAAAAUAGGAUAGUUAUUACUAUUCCUUUUUUGCUGGAUAAUUCUUAUUUAUCUCUGGUUUAAUUUCUUUUUAAAUUAUAUUGGUUUUUAGAGGAUUUUUUUUCACACACACACACAGAAGUCAGAUUUUUUGUGAUGUCUGUAGACACCAUUCAAGUGAAUUUGUAGUAAAUCUUCGUCAAUAUGAUUUUAAAUAAUAUAUAUAAUUAUUUUAUAUUGUAGUGAUAUAUAAAUAUAAUGGAAAAUAUUCUGAAUUUUAAUUUUUAAUAAUGGUGUAAUUAUAUACUUUCUAAAGAUACUAAAUGUCUCAAUAUACUAAAUAUUGUUUCAAGUAUAUGCUGAUUUGUUAGGUUUUAAGUAUACAAUUUUAAGUCAUAGCUAUUAAAUACCAACUGCUAAUGACACAUGAAAACGUUAUGCAUUGUUUCUUUAUAAAGAACGGACAUUCAGGUUGUCUUUUGAAUUCGUAGUCUAUUUUAUUCAUCUUAUACUAAUGAUUAUCAGAUAUUAUUAUUAUUUUAGACAUUCUAAAGCCCCUUAGUUAACUAAAAGAUUAAAGGAGAACAGCUUAUCCCACCUUUUCCGUGGCCGACUCACAUGGGGAUGAUCAAAAUAAGCACUCUUAACAUCAAGAAGCUUUAAAAUAAGGUCUUUACUAUUGGGAUGAAGUUGUCCAGGUUGACAAAAAACUUGUUUGCUGUAAUCUCCCGCCUUGUGUGCCAAGGUAGGAUACUCUAAAAGGGAAUGGACAUGGUUUAUAAAGGAUCAAGUGAUAGUGACUCCUCUUGGACAAUGACUUGAGAGCUGUUAAUUCAAAGGAACACUCAGGUCUUAAAAGAUCACUAAAAGAGGCACGUUGUAAACUACACAGUUCCAGCCUAUGAAUAGAAAUAUCUUUUUAAAAUGUUUUAUGCUCUUUUCUGAUCAGAGAUGGGGGCCUGGUCCCCACUGGUCCCCUCACUCGUAAGACUGUCAUAUCAUCCACAAAUGCUUACUUACUAGUGACCCAAUUGCUUCAUAGUAUUUUUCUUAAAAUAGCAAAAUACAGAGUGUCAGAACUGGCCACAUUUUUUGCCCAACAGUUGCUAACAAGAUUAGUGUCACUUUAAAAAAAAAAUCAUAGUACUCAUGGUACUAAAAAACAUACUUGACCCUGGCAGCCCUUUCUUUAUCUCCUAAGGCAAAGGGAGCCUUAAGAAAUGUCCACAUGAAAGGAAAGCAAAGCUUUUGAGUUUUACUCACUAAGCUGUAAGCUCCUUUAGGGCUGAAAUGUGUCUUAGUCAUACUAGUAUCUAGGUACUCAGUUGAUGUUCAUGGCUAGAUGACAGAUGUUGAAAGAAGUAGGUAUUCAUACUCCUGUUUUAGAUAUGAAAAUUGUAAGCAUAAAGGAUUAACUACCAUGGCUGUGGUAUGAAACUUAAGUUUAAAGUUGGCAUUUAAAUUCAAGACUGCAACAUUAAAGUUCUGUGUACAGUGCUGUUUUCCCAGUGCAGCAGCAGCCCAGCAGCAGCGCUGCUAUGAUCCAUUAAGCACUUGCUAUGUGCCAGAAUUAAUAAUUGUGAUAAUGUAUUAACUCAUAUUUUCAGGAAACUAAGACACGGAAAGGUUAGGUAACUUGCCCCAAAUCACACAACUAGUAGUAAGUGGCAGACAUCCAGAGUCUGCUUUGCUCUUAACUAUCACCAUACUACCUUUGUAUCCAUUUCAUAAAUAUAGUGGUUUCUUUUAA